AUGGACGUUCGACAGCGCUACGACACGCACGCCAGCACCCAACAACACCACCAUCAACAGCAACAGCGACGCUCCGCCUCCGCCGCCUCGUACGAGGAGGCGAUGGUCCCGGCCAACCUCAAGCUUGUCGAGCUGCGGACAGAGCUCAAGAAGAGGGGCCUGUCGCCGUCGGGCCUCAAGCAUGUGCUCGUCAAGCGGCUCGAAGACGCCCUGGCCGACCCGGCCGCCUUCCCCGCCAUCAACAGGCCGCCACCGCCCUCGUCGAGUGGUGUCACCGCCAGGGCCAAGCAGCUUCAUCAACAACAACAACUUCAUCAUCAUCAUCUUCCGCUACAACAACUGUCGCGACGACAACACUCGCCUCAUGGGAGCGACGACGCGGCGGACAACGAUGGCGAAGAGGACGACCUCCGCAACGCGCUCGAGGAGGGCGAAGACGGAGACGAACGAGGUGGGGAGCACAACAACAACAUCUACGAGGAGGAGGAGGACGAAGAUGCGGCGGGCGAGGAGGAUGACAGCUACUUCGAUGCCGGUGACGCGUUCGUGGGCGUACGCCAUCCCCUCCACCCCAACAACACCAGCUCCAGGUCGGACUCAACGUUGUUGAGCAAGAAGCGCAAGAGCCCGCCUUCUUCAUCUUCCUCUACUUCGCCAUCUUCUACUUCAUCUUCUUUCUUAUCCGCUACUCGGACGAGCAACAGCAGCCGUCGGCGCCACCACCAGCACCAGGAGAAGAAGCUCAAGAAGAAGCACCACCACGCCGCCUCCUCCUCGCUCUCGCUCCUGUCCGCCGCCGCCGCCUCGACCGAGUCGUCUCCGCUCUCGGGCUUCAUCUUUGUCAAGGAGGCCCGCUACGCCAAGCAGCAACAACCACUUCAGCCUCAACACCAGCAAGAGGACAGUGUUGAGGAGAUCAAGUCGCUGGAGCAGUUCCGGUUCGAGGGGUCGGCCUUCUUCUUCAGCUACCAGUUCUGGCGUGGCCGCACGCUCCUCCACUCGUUCGAGAUCGAAGCCGGCACCUUCUUCCUCGUCGACGACCAAGACAACACCUUCAACACCGCCGACAACAUCAACACCACGACCACUCCUUCGCACCACCAGCAGCAGCGCAAGGUGGUGCUUCGGUGGCCGUCGCCGGUGUACUACCCUCUGCUCCAGACGUGGCGCUUCCACCAGACCUACUCCCACUUCCUCCUCCACGAACCCACCACCAUCCCAGUCUCGGUCCCCGCCGCCAGCAGCGCGCCGUCGUCGCUGCCGCCGCCAACCUGUGCUGCCGGCGGACUGUGCCUUGUCUCGCGCCUCGGCUCGGUCUUCGUGCAGGGUGAGUGA
This is a messenger RNA of Acanthamoeba castellanii str. Neff, 1335 nucleotides long. RefSeq names its product SAP domain containing protein. Lineage: Eukaryota; Discosea; Longamoebia; Acanthamoebidae. Bases 1 to 1335 code for a protein of 444 amino acids. The transcript has a single exon. The record is from RefSeq and is a predicted model, not a curated record.